Messenger RNA from Desarmillaria tabescens, 548 nucleotides. RefSeq lists its product as uncharacterized. The record is from RefSeq and is a predicted model, not a curated record. Bases 186 to 488 code for a protein of 100 amino acids. The transcript has a single exon. NCBI's taxonomy places the organism in Eukaryota, Fungi, Basidiomycota, Agaricomycetes, Agaricales, Physalacriaceae.
GCUUGGCAUCGUACACGCAGUGAGCGUAAAAGGCGGGAAAUACGCCUGACAGAAAGGCUGUCGGAAUCAGUGACAGAGGUCAGCACCAUUGCAGUCGUUGGUGAAGCCGGUUUGUGGCGGUGCUGUCGCGUCAAAGUGGCACGUACACAAGCACAAACUUGCCAACCCUCCAACACGACCGUGACAUGCCCCCAAAGACGUCCACAUCGACCAAGGACACUAGGCCAUUGCCGCUCAGCGACACCCUGCAUGAUCUAGCCCUCCUACGUGUGUCAAGUGUAGAUCUAUCAGUCCUUGUCCCGUCAUCUUCAGAUACGACGUCGACAGAUGCAGAUGUUAGUCUAUCAGUCCAGCGGUCGCAUGAUUACAUCCAGUCAGCGCGGUCAGCUUUGAAGCUGCAAGACAUGGGGGUUGUAGAUGCUGAGGGAAAGCGAUUAGAUGCUCUAAGGAUCCAAAUAGAUGAACUAUCCCGUGGGCUGAAGGAGUAAUUGUGAGCAAUAUUUCCCAUGAUGUUACAUAUACACUUCACGGGAGCUUGUAGGUUUAUA